AUGGCCGUAUGCAUCUACGAGCACGAUGCAGCCACAAUAAUACCGGCACUCGUAUCUGAACUGCCGUAUUCCACGACUCUGCUCCGACGAAUCCAACACGGAAUUGCCUAUCCGUGUGAGACCGCUCACAUAUUAGCAACUUUCCCGCCCGGCUCUACCCCUGAGCCUGGACAGCCGUGGCUGGCUGCGCGGGUGGAUCUCUUUGGCGGGCGUACAACACAAAUGCUCGUCUACUCCAGCCUCGAAGCGGAGCACACGUCAAUUCCGCCGAUCGUCACUGUCAGCGAUACCAAGGCCACUACACCGGAGAUAUUAAAUGUGGACUCAACAGGAUCCAAUAAUAACCGAAACAAUACCAAUGAUAAUAAUGAUGACAACCCUGCCAUCAACAUCACCAAGCCCAUUGUUUCCACCUUUUCCGCCAGCCCACCCGUCCUAGCCCUGGCCCGCGCGCAGUUAUUGGCCUUGCUGUCAUAUGUCAAGACCUACCUGCUACCCCCGUACCUGUCGUAUUUGGCGAGGUCAGCCCAAGCCGCAUCUGCGGAAGCUGCAACUAUCUCCGUGUCGGUGUCGCCGGGGACCGCGAACAACACCAGUCCAACUACCAAUAAUACGAGUAGUGUUCCCCUGAUUCCUGAGCCAGACCCACGGGCCUUCCUCAUCGGCAGCCUUCAUACAGGUCUAUUCUCUCUCCUGCAGCGAUCUGGCUCUUACACUCAAUCUGACCCGAUACCCAAUAUCCGGGUCCAUCGCUUCGACGAUCCCCCUUAUUACAAGUAUUUCUUUCGGAGAUUUGAUUUCAGCCCCAAUGCAGAUCUCCCGUUCGCCGAUCUGUCCCUCCCAUCCGGAUAUAGGUUCUAUGACCGAAAAGGGAGGGAGGGUGUUCUGAAUAAGCAUCUGGAUCUUGUACAGAGUCGGACACAUAUCCCCAGGCCAAGGACACAGCUAUCUACAAUUCCCGGUAUGGCAGUCUAUUUUGAUUCUGUGUCUGGUGAUACUGAUGAAACGCCUAUUGCGUGGGGAUUCUUGGGUGUGGAUGGAGCGCUGGCGACGUUGCAUGUUGAGCCGGAGCAUCGGGGUCGAGGUCUUGCGGUUCCAUUGUCUAAGGCUAUUAUGCGUCGUGGCAUGUCAGUAGAUGGUGUCUUUGGGGCUGCAAAUGUCAACUCUGAGGAUUGUCAGACUCGAGAGCGUGUUGGGGCUUGGGCGCAUGCUGAGGUGGCUGGGUAUAAUAAUGCAAGUCGGAGGGUCAUGGAAAAGAUUGGCGGUCAGGUUUUGACAACUGUCACCUGGACUGUGAUUGAGCUGCUUGAUUAA
This is a messenger RNA of Penicillium egyptiacum, 1314 nucleotides long. The record is from the annotation of a GenBank genome assembly. NCBI's taxonomy places the organism in Eukaryota, Fungi, Ascomycota, Eurotiomycetes, Eurotiales, Aspergillaceae.